AUUUUUUUUUAUUUCCAAAUUUAAUUACUCUGUUAGUGGUAUUAGAUAUAUACUCUGUAUUCUAAAAAUUAUAAUUAUGUUUGGCCGUGGAUUUCUAUGGUGGAAAACGCGAAGCUAAGAAACAAUAAAAGAAAAAAAAAACUCUUCAUCUCACCUCCAUCGUGCUCUCUCUCUCUCUCUCUCUCUCUUGUCUCUGCCUCUUAUCUCUGUUCUGCUACCCAUCAGCUUCGCCCAAAGAGACAGGGGACGGGACGGAGAGGGGGAGAAGUGAAGGGAGUGAGAGCGUUACUCUGGCGGCGCACGGUAGCACCGUGCCCCCUUUCCUACGCCGUAGUUCAUUUUCCACCGAUUCCUUUCUAGUAUUUCUUUCCUAACAAAGGUCGCUUCCUUCCCACGGCAAAUUCCUCUUUGACACAGAGCCAAAAAAAGAAAUCGAUUCUGUACUUCGCUUCUCACUCCAUAUUUGUUCAUUUUACCCUUUUGAACUCUGGCUGACCUAAAAGGAACCCUAUUGUUCCUUCGAUCCUCCCUCUCUAUAAUCUUAGCAGAUCGCUUCGAUUUCAAAUCUAAAAAAAAGAAGAGGAGAGGAAUUUACGGUAUUAAGAUGCUUUGGAUAAUGCGAUUUUCAGGUUUCUUUUCCGCCGCAAUGGUGAUGAUUGUUCUUUCUCCUUCACUCCAGUCAUUUCCUCCAGCUGAAGCCAUUAGAUCCUCUCACCUCGACAGCUACCUCCGGUUGCCGUCAUAUCAGUUGUCCACUUCGCCAAACUCACUGGAGGACCGCUUCUCUUUUCGAAAAGCCGCCGAAUUUCGCAAUGCCGAUGAAUGUGGCUUCACCGGCCACAAAAUCACCGGCGUUUGCGAUCCUUCUUUAGUCCACGUGGCUAUUACUCUCGAUGUCGAGUACCUCCGAGGCUCAAUCGCGGCCGUGCACUCCAUUCUCCAGCAUUCUUUGUGCCCGGAGAACAUUUUCUUCCAUUUCCUUGUCUCAGAGACCAAUCUGGAAACCCUGGUUCGAUCCACGUUCCCUCAAUUGAAGUUCAAGGUUUAUUAUUUCGAUCCUGAGAUUGUACGGAACUUGAUAUCUUCUUCCGUUAGGCAAGCGCUCGAACAGCCGUUAAAUUAUGCUAGAAAUUACUUAGCGGAUCUGCUGGAGCCGUGCGUACGGAGAGUGAUUUAUUUGGACUCUGAUCUAGUCGUUGUUGACGAUAUCUCUAAGCUGUGGAGUACCAACUUGGGUAGGCGAACAAUCGGGGCACCGGAAUACUGCCACGCCAACUUCACAAAAUAUUUCACGGGCGGUUUCUGGUCGGACCAACGGUUUUCGGCGUUCAAUGGUAGGAGGCCCUGCUAUUUUAACACGGGGGUGAUGGUGAUAGAUCUGGUGAAAUGGAGGCGGGGGUACACAAAGCGGAUCGAGAGGUGGAUGGAGGUCCAGAAAAGUGACCGGAUCUACGAGCUAGGCUCGUUGCCGCCGUUCUUGUUGGUUUUUGCCGGACGCGUGGCACCAAUCGAGCAUAGAUGGAACCAGCAUGGGCUGGGUGGGGACAAUGAGGGAAGUUGUCGGGACUUGCACCGUCCAGUUAGCCUCUUGCAUUGGUCCGGUAGUGGUAAGCCGUGGCUUAGGCUCGAUUCGAAAAAGCAGUGUCCACUCGACGCUUUAUGGGCGCCUUAUGACUUGUACGGAUACUCAGAAUGAAAUCACAGCAGGAAUUCUCGCCGGUGGAGUGCCAUGAGCAAUGAAGUGGACUUGGAAAGGGGGCAUGUGAGCUUUAAUUGCCAGUUGGUCGUCCAUUUACAAAUGGUGGCCAAAAGGGACCGAAUUGAGGGGGUGCGGUACCGCCUGGAGAAGUAAUUUAGACAUUGGAAGAAUCUAAAAGAGUUUUGGAUUGCCGCUCACUUCAUUGGGGCUGUAAAAUUCAUCUUCUUCUUUUUUUUUUUUAAUGGUGGCUUUGUGCUUUGGUGGCAGCGGCGGAAGACUUGUGAGCUACCUUCCCACACUGUCCCUUGCGCACUUAGGUGGCAACACAUAUUCUCCCUUUGGCGUCAGAUUUGUGUUGCAAUUUCCUGGUAAUUUUUUAUUAUUUUUUAAUACUCCAAUAAAAGCAUACGUACAUACUUCUAUUUUUAUAAUAAUUGUAUUAUCCACCGAAUAAAUUUAUGGUAAUGAUCAGUGGCAAGUCGAGCGAUCAAAAUAAAAUGGUGGCAUCGAAAGAGGGACCCAUAUUGUCAUUGUAGCGUAGGAAAUGUCCAAAGUAGGAAUGGGGACCGAUUCCUUU
Messenger RNA from Theobroma umbraticum, 2276 nucleotides. RefSeq names its product putative galacturonosyltransferase-like 7. NCBI's taxonomy places the organism in Eukaryota, Viridiplantae, Streptophyta, Magnoliopsida, Malvales, Malvaceae. Gene Ontology annotation, cellular component: Golgi apparatus. The record is from RefSeq and is a predicted model, not a curated record. Gene Ontology annotation, molecular function: glycosyltransferase activity.